AUGGAAGAGGGGGAGUUUGUUCCUGAAGAUCCGAGGCCUGAAGUGAAGACUUUGCAGCGAAAUAUAAAUCAGUAUGAGAUUGUGCAGAGGGAGGAGAGUGUUGAACUAGUCUUGGGUGCUCCUACUGCUGAUAUUCUGAUAGUGGAAGAUGGCAUAGUAGUGCGUGAUCAGUUGAUGACGUCUAGUAAUAUGGUUACAGAAAUUUUGGAACAAGAGUGUACCAUCAUGGUCAAGUCGUUAUCGGCUAUGGAGGAAUUUAACAAUUGCUUGGACAAUUGUGGUCUUUUGGAUUUGGUUGGUAUUGGCAACAACAUGUCUUGGUGUAAUGGUCACAGUGGUGUAGGACCCAAUCGAACAGCUAAUCUUGUUGAUAUAAUAUCUCCUAUGGUUUCUGAAGAGGAGAAUAUUGAUCUUUGUAGUGAACCGUCUGAGGUGGAGAUAAGGGAUGCUAUUGUUUCUAUCCCGAGAAAUAGUAGCACAAGUCCGGAUGGUUUUGACUCGGCGUUUUUCCAGGAUUGCUGGGAUAUUGUAAAAGAAGACAUGAUCGAUUUUUCUUGUUGGCCUAAUUGCUCCAGGGCUCUAGAGGACAGAUCAGACUCAGCAACUUCAUUUCAAAACCAACAACAAAAAAGCAAUGAGGAUGUUGCAGGACUGAUGGCUUUCAAGAAGUGGUCUGUUGCGGCUGACCCUGAAGAUUUUUUGAGGGAUUGGAAUGAUACAGCUUCUGCCAGUCCUUGUCUUUGGAGAGGAGUCUCUUGCUCCCCCGGUGGACGUGUCACUGACGUCGACCUUGGUGGUGCCAGCCUCAUUGGUCGCCUUCACCUCGUCCAUCUAUUGACCUUGCCCAAUCUUCGCCAUCUCAACUUGCAUGGUAAUUCCUUCUCCGACAAUGGUGAUCUCUAUUCAUCGACAAAUUCUAGCCUUGAAAGCUGUGGGCUUGAGACCUUAGACUUGUCGUCAAAUAACUUGUCUAGUCCUCUUGGCACACCAUAUUUUCAACUACUACUCUCUUGCAACGGCCUUUUUUAUCUCAAUCUCUCAUAUAACUCAAUCCCCGGGGGCUUCUUCAACUUCGGCGCUUCUCUCUUGCAACUUGACCUCUCUCACAAUAGGAUUUCAGAUUCCUCCAUCUUGACCUACUCUCUCUCCCACUGUCAGAAUUUGAAUCUCCUCAAUCUCUCCCAUAACAAGAUCCCUGGUGAGCUUCAUAUCACUUCUACAUCGAUCUCUUCUUUGUGUAAAAACCUCCUCACCUUAAACCUCUCUUACAAUACAUUAUCAGGGGAAAUAUCUGGUCUGAUGGCAAACUUUUUGCCAUCACUCAACUAUCUAAAUCUCUCCCAGAACAACUUUUCUGAGAAUUUCUCCGAUUUUGAAUUUGGCGAAUGCAGUAAUCUCACCAUGCUUGACCUGUCUAACAAUGGCCUCUCAGGAUCAUAUUUCCCAAUGAGCUUGACAAACUGCCAACUUCUCGACACCCUUGACCUCUCUCAUAAUGACCUCCAAUACAAAAACCCAGGGGUCUUAUUGGGGAACCUAAAGAAUCUACGUCGAUUGUCGUUGGCAUAUAACCAGCUUUCAGGGGAGAUCCUGCCUGAGUUAGGACAGGUUUGUGGGACUCUAGAGGAGCUCAACCUUUCUGGAAAUAGAUUUUCUGGUGGUUUUCCUUCUACUUUCGUGUCAUGCUCAUCAUUGCAAAGCCUCGACCUCGGCAACAACCAACUUUCAGGGGAUUUUCUUAAUACAGUAAUCAGUACUCUACCAACUCUUAAGUAUCUCUAUGUACCCUUCAACAACAUUACUGGUCCAGUGCCACCAUCUCUAACCAAUUGUACUCAACUUCAAGUGCUUGACCUCAGUUCUAAUGCCCUUGCUGGGAGUUUUCCUUCUGGGUUUUGCUCUCCUGCGACCCAGACCCUAUCGUCCUCUUCUCUUCAGAAGAUAUAUUUGCCCAACAAUUUUCUCUCAGGAUUGUUGCCUUCAGAGCUUGCAAAUUGCAGAAAUCUAAAGACUAUUGAUCUUAGUCUCAAUAGCAUAAGCGGCCCUAUUCCAUCUGGAAUUUGGAAGCUUCCCAAUAUUUCUGAAUUGAUUAUGUGGGCAAACAACCUCUCAGGUGAAAUUCCAGAAGACAUUUGCAUAAAUGGAGGAAAUUUAAGGACUUUGAUUCUGAACAACAAUCUCAUCACCGGAACCAUUCCACUUUCUGUGACUAACUGCACUAACUUGAUGUGGUUGUCACUUUCCAGCAACAAGCUCGCGGGAGAAAUUCCGUGUGGAUUUGGGAAUCUCCCUUACCUCAGCCUGCUCCAACUAGGCGAUAAUAUGCUAUCUGGCCAGAUACCAGGAGAAUUGGGCAAAUGCCCAAGCCUUUUUUGGCUGGACUUACAUAACAACAACUUAACUGGUCCUGUCCCAUCAGAAUUUGCCAGUCAUGUCAACUUGAUCCGUGGAUUCAUUUAUGGGCAACAACUUGCAUACGUGAAAACCGGGCAUGGGAAUGCUUGCAAAAGUGCUAAAGGACUUGUAGAAUUGGGGGGGAUUCGAGCAGAGGCAAUGGUGAACAUGAUUCACUCUUGCCCAUUCACUAGAAUUUACGUUGAAAGAAAUGUAUCCUUAGUCACGAACGUGCUCACGAGCUAUAGCAGCAUGGUCUACCUCGACCUAUCCUACAAUUCCUUGUCCGGAACCAUUCCAGAAAGUCUUGGCUCAGCGCAGAGUCUAACUGUCCUAAGUUUGGGACAUAACAAGUUGACAGGAAUAAUUCCUGAUAUUUUUGGAAGUUUAAAGGAAAUUAUGACGCUAGAUUUGUCUCAUAAUUAUCUUCAUGGACCUAUACCGCCGUCAUUGCAGACUCUUUCUUUUCUUAAUGAGUUUAAUGUUUCUAACAACAAUCUCACGGGCCCCAUCCCUUCUGGAGGUCAGCUGAGCACUUUCCAGCCAUCUAGUUAUGAAAAUAAUUCUGUCCUUUGUGGCCUUCCCUUGCCUCCUUGUGACUCUAGCUCAUGUCAAUUUCUAUCCCCAAAGAAAGAUGGCUCAGUAUACCAAGAAGACUACGAAAAAUCCAGCUGGUUCAAAAUCGAUGGGUUUGACUGGAGAUCAGUAAUUCUGGGGUAUGGAUUUGGAACAGCCAUUGGCAUUGUUGCAGGAAACUGUAUGAUCCAAAGGAAAGAAAAGAAAAGAAACGAGUAUCACUCAGCUAAUUACAAAAUAUUCUCUCUCUCAUGCUUUGGCCCUUGGAAUCCAACAAAAAAUCCCGCUGGUUCAAAAUGA
Malania oleifera is the source of this 3270-nucleotide messenger RNA. Its product is annotated as receptor-like protein kinase BRI1-like 3. The record is from RefSeq and is a predicted model, not a curated record. The coding region runs from base 1 to 3270 and encodes 1089 amino acids. The transcript is spliced from 4 exons. Lineage: Eukaryota; Viridiplantae; Streptophyta; Magnoliopsida; Santalales; Ximeniaceae. Gene Ontology annotation, molecular function: protein binding.